This is a messenger RNA of Anguilla anguilla (European eel), 4606 nucleotides long. RefSeq names its product cornichon family AMPA receptor auxiliary protein 2 (gene cnih2). The record is from RefSeq and is a predicted model, not a curated record. The coding region runs from base 1881 to 2363 and encodes 160 amino acids. Lineage: Eukaryota; Metazoa; Chordata; Actinopteri; Anguilliformes; Anguillidae. The transcript is spliced from 6 exons. Gene Ontology annotation, biological process: regulation of AMPA receptor activity; vesicle-mediated transport. Gene Ontology annotation, cellular component: dendrite; synapse.
CACAGCUAACACACUCACAGAGAGACGAAGGCAGAGAAGGAGCAAGACAACUAUCUUUUCGACCUCUCUCAUUGAUGCAAGACAACUAGCACAGAAUAGAGGGAGGGAAGCACAAAAAAAGGUUUUGGUCUUCAGUAGCCUCUUCAUACUUCACUGGGAACAAGGAAUUACAGCAAAUGAUAAAAGAAAAAGAAGAGCACUGAGAGAGAGAGAGAGAGAGAGAGAGAACGAUAGAUACAGUUGAAUGUACUUGCUUUUGAUGACAUGAGAGCAGAACUACUCUUGAACAGACAGUGAAAGGCGAACAGAAAAAGGGACAGAGGUGAGGGCAGGAGGAGAGAGAACAUUUCUUGGAUGGGCUUUUCAACAACAUCAGUCAAUUUUUUCUGAGAGAGAGAGGGAGAAAAAGAAAGAGUGAGAGAACGAGGGGGGUGGGGAAAAAAGGAUAUGGGGUGGGGGGCAGAGAGAAAGAAGAGAAUAAAUUAGACACUUACAUAAGUAGAAGAAGGAUAGAAAACCAGUCCAAAAAUAUUGUUUGUAGUUUUUAAAUCCUGGAAUUGAAAACUGAUAGGCAAAGGAAUGAAGACAUGUGAUGGACGUACCUGACAGAGGGAGAGAGAGAGGAGAGAGAAAAUGCGAUACAAGUCAUUCUGUUAUGGUGUCAGCCCAAAUGGACAGUGACAGAAUGUGGAAAUGUUUUCUAAAUGGGACAGACAGUGACAGACUGUUCUGCCACGGAAUACAGGUAGAUUUAUAUUAACACUAAAAUCAACCAGAUUUCCCAUCACAUCCAUCCAUCAUCAUCCAAAUCACAUUUCUUUUGUGAGUGCUGGACUGUAAUAUUAGUUAACUGUUUUGUGGCAUUUCUAUUUUGUAAUCCUCAGUGUACAGUAUGCAUAUAUACCAUUAAUCAAAUAUUUUUCUAAAUGAUCAACAAAAAUGAGAAUACACUACAUUCAUUAUAUUCCAUAAAUUAAUAUUUAAUAAUUAGCUGUGAUUAUUAUUAUCACCACAGUGCUCUCUUGUAUUUCUAUUUCUAUAAAAUAAAAUGUUAUCAUUCUAAAGUUUCAGGUUUAUAUUCUCAGUAUGUAUCAUGUUGCUUCCAUACUGAUAGAAUUGUUCUCAAACUUGGAAUCAUUCUUUUGUUUUCACUCAGACUUUGUGGCUGAUCUAUACAAAAAGCUCUCAUUAUAAUGAGCCAAAUUACAUUAUCAGUAUUAAUUAUUUGUAUUAUAUGCUGAUACAAAAAUAUUUAUAUCAGUUAAAAACGACGGCAUACAUAUUGUCAUUAGUACAAUUCAUACAAAACAUACAGAAUAAUUAAGCCAUAGUAUAGCUUUCACACUGCAUUCAUUAUUAUGGGCACCUUUAUAACUGCAUCACUCUUCUGCCAUUUUUUGCCAUUAGGUCAUGGAUAUUGUGGUCAGUGUGUUAGACAGUGUUUUGAUGUUUUAUGUUAGCAGAGCACACACAUUUUCACGCACAGUGUAGACUUCACAGAAGGGGGAGCAGAGUGUGAAAAAUACCAGCGAGAAUACAGAAACUGCAGAAACAAAGACCAAAGAGCAGAAAGGGGAAUGUGAGAGACAGCAAUACUCAACCAUAUUUCAUUCCUAUUCCUUGUUCCCCCGAAGAACCCCACAGAACACUGUAAAACUCAGAGAAACAGGAAGAGAGAAAGAAGACACACGCAGGAAGCGAAGGAUAAACAAAAAGGACAUACAACUUAGAAAAGCAGAAAAAGAGCGGACAAUAUUCAGAGAGAGAAGGAUCUAAGGGGCAGAAGGCUGAGAAAGGGAAGACAAAGUGAUAGAGAAAGAGAGAGGGGGAAACUUUCCCUCCUCUCGACCCUUCCGCUGGUGAGACUGGCUGGGGCGGCUAUGGCGUUCACCUUCGCGGCCUUCUGCUACAUGCUCACACUUGUGCUGUGUGCUUCCCUCAUCUUCUUUGUCAUCUGGCAGAUCAUUGCAUUUGAUGAGCUCCACACAGACUUCAAGAGUCCCAUUGAUCAAAGCAACCCUACCAGAGCAGUGGAAAGAAUACGAAAUAUUGAAAGAAUCUGUAACUUGCUCAGGAAGCUGGUUGUGCCCGAGUACUCCAUCCAUGGGCUCUUCUGUCUGAUGUUCAUGUGUGCAGGAGAGUGGGUCACCCUGGGUCUCAACAUACCCCUGCUCUUCUACCAUCUCUGGAGGUAUUUCCACCGGCCUGCUGAUGGCUCUGAGGUCAUGUAUGACCCAGUCAGCAUCAUGAAUGCAGACAUCCUCAACUACUGCCAAAAAGAGUCCUGGUGCAAGCUAGGCUUCUACCUGCUCUCUUUCUUUUAUUACCUGUACAGUAUGGUCUAUGCUUUGGUGAGCUUCUGAAUUCCGAAGACUGGCCAUGCAUGGAAGGCAAAGAGAGAGACAGACAGAGAGAAGGAAGGGACCAGAGAGAGAAAGAGAGAGGGGAGUGUCACUAUCUCUCAUUUUCCUCAUCCACCCAUCACUCCAUCUUACCGCCUUCAAACUCCUGCAAAAGGGAUAAAAUGAUAAACGGUGGAGCCCUGCGAGGCUGGCUCAAAACAUUACAAUCCAGAGAAGAAGGAGAGAAGGGGAGAUGGAAUGAAGGAAUGAGAGGGAGAGCAGAAGGUAGAAAAUAAGGAGGAAAGAGAAUGUUCAUAGAAUGUUCAUGAAUAUGGUUCAUGAGGCGAACAGAUAAAGACUUGUUCGGGUUACAUGUCAUGAGGAGAAUUCAUUGGUACUGAGCCAUAUAGGGUUUUCACAACUGAAAUGAGGCCGAAAUUUGAAUUACCUCAAAUUGUAAAUGGAAAACAGCCUACAGAAGAUCAAAGACCAUUCCCCUCCCUUUCCCCAUGGCCUGACAUACCUCAUCCCAACGGUACUGAUCAGUUCGCUGUGGUGCAGUCAAAAUUACAUGUGAAAAAGUAUGGAUACAUGUGUGUAUCAUCGUACAUUUUGUAGCAGCAUUAGCAAAGGAAAAUGUUAAAUAUUCAAAUUAAAAAUGUAGAUUACUGUCAUUAUGAAUGUGUGUGUGUGUGAGUGUGUGUGCGUGCACCUGUGUGUGUGUGCACAUGUGUGAACGAGUGUAACGGUUUUACAUUUUUUAAGGUUGCAAUAGAUAUCCUUUGCCUUAUUCAUCAGUGUUCUGUAAUCAAUUUAACUGAAUAGGGUUCAUUUAAAAAUGUAAACCUUUACAUAAAUGAACAUAUUAAUGCAAUAUGCUCAAACACAUACAUGUAGCUGCAACUACAAUGCACAUAAGCUUACUUAGAGUCAAAGGAGUAAACGUGGGUUUCACAGACAAUUUCUUGACUUCCACUAUACCUUAGGAAACAUAGUUUAUGGAUAUAAGCAAGUCUCUACUCCAAUAUUUAAGACUUUAGUUUUGAAAAAAUUAUGUUUGGUAACAUUUACACAGAUUAUAGUGGUAUACAAUACUCCCAUCAAUAAAAAACAAGAAUGGCAACCACAUUUUUCUUUUACGAGAGAAAAUGAAUUGGACUAUGUCAAUGUAACUCUACCUAACUCUAUCAGAUGAGGGGAUGGGUACUCUAAUAGUAGUCUGCAGAUUUACUCCCAGCCUAAGAGCAGUAAAAUCAUAGGUUCAAAAAAGCUGAAGGAAGCUGUUGAUAAUGUUCAAACUCACUGAAGUGAAGCAAGAGACAAGUGUGUCCCUGUGAUCAGAAAAAGACAAAAUGACUGUAAAACUCAAGUGACAACGAGAGUUGCAUGUACUGUGAUGUUGAUGCUGUAAAAACAAAAAAAGCAGACAAAAGGCACUAUUUGCACAAUUAAACGAGGGCUAAUGCAGGAUGAUUUAGUACGUUCAAAAUUCUCUUUUAUUUGAGACAAUGGAUUGGCGACCCAAAUCCUUAAGAUGGGUACCGCAUGUUGCUCCUGUAAGCUGAGUCACAUGCUGUUGGGAAUGUUUCCGGGUACAUGCCCGCACUGGAAAGAAUAUCCUGGGUCAUACAAACAGUACAUACAGUUAUACUGUAAAUAAGAUGGAAGAGAGCCCUCAUGACAGUAGUGAGUGGAGGAUGCCACCACUGCAAAAAAAACAUGCUCCUUUGUGUCAUGUCGAUGUGUCAUCUGUGUCACAUAUUUGCAGUUGACCCAUAAUUUGACUCGGUGAACAGCCUGGCAGGGUUAAUUUAAAGGAGAACAGACACCCCACUGUGCUCAUGCUAGUCCUUUCAGACAUUAACAACUUUUGGAGGACAUUAUUGGCUUGGGCACAACAUGAUGCUUAUGAGACUGGAAGUGAGGGUGGCUCAGAUUUUACACUCAUGUCCUCUUGCCCCAUUAUGACACGAUUCAAUUCAAGCACAAACAGGGAGGAGGUGAUGGAGGGCAUGUUAUAUUGUUGAAUGUCAUAAUGCCGAUUAAUAAAAUUAUAGCCUAUAUAAUAUAAAUGAAGAAGAACUAGAAUAACUUUGUAAUUGUCUUUUUAUAUAGAAUAAACCUGUCACUGUCUGCUAACAUUGUCACUUCCCUAGUAUGUACAGUACUUGAAUUUCUUUAUAUUGCAGUACAAUACAAUUCUAUGUAACAUUGAUAAAGAAACCUAUUAUUCAUAUUCUAAUAAAAUACCAGUGUUGAAAUCA